Dreissena polymorpha is the source of this 1432-nucleotide messenger RNA. RefSeq names its product putative transporter SVOPL. Gene Ontology annotation, molecular function: transmembrane transporter activity. The transcript has 10 exons. Gene Ontology annotation, cellular component: membrane. Bases 1 to 1077 code for a protein of 358 amino acids. Lineage: Eukaryota; Metazoa; Mollusca; Bivalvia; Myida; Dreissenidae. The record is from RefSeq and is a predicted model, not a curated record. Gene Ontology annotation, biological process: transmembrane transport.
AUGCUACUAUAUCAGUUGCAGCAUUACUAUUAUUUUACUAGCAUAAUCAAAUCUAAUGCUUGCGUCGGUUGUCGUUUGGUACUUCGGUCUGCUGACGUCAUUCAGUCCGUCCUAUUUCUGGAUUCUUCUGCUGCGGGGACUUGUGGGUGCGGGGAUUGCUGGCAUGCCGCAUGGGUGUGCUGGGCCACGGGCACGAUGUUCGAGAUCACCCUGUCUGCCAUCGUGAUCCCGCGGCUUGGCUGGAGGUGGCUCCUCGCUCUGUCCUCUAUACCCUGUUUCGCCAUCAUCGUCCUCUUCCGGUACCUGCCGAUGUCGGCCCGGUACCUGGUGGGCGCUGGACGCAAGGAGGAGGCGUUCAGGAUACUGCAGUCCAUCGCCAAGAUCAGCAAAACGCAACUUCCAGAGGGCGAACUGGUUGAGGAAAUGCAGGACCAAAGAGGGCACCCGAAGCUCCUGUUUUCCCGCUCUUACCUCCGUACGACGCUACAACUGUGGGUCCUGUGGUUCGGGACUGCCCUCACUUAUUAUGGAAUGGUUCUGGCCAGCGCUGAGAUACUUCAACUGCACAACGCCAAGACCGCAGGUGGGCAGACGUGCAAAUGCAUUGGACUGAAAACUGACGACUAUGUCUCCAUGAUCUUCAGUACUCUUGGAGAAUACAUUUCGUUGCCGCUCAACAUGCUCCUCAUCGACGUCAUCGGGCGACGCUACACGGGCGCCGUGAACUUUGUCGGCUGCAGCGUGUUCUUCCUGCUUAUCCAGGUGCACGUGUCCCAGGAGGUGCUCACGUUCUUCAUCUUCAUGGUGCGAGGCUUCUCCACUGGCAUCUUCAACUUCGUCUAUAUCUACACGACGGAAGUUUACCCAACAUCUAUACGAGCGUCUGGUCUAGGUACCUCGUCCACGUGUGCCAGGGUUGGAGCUAUGAUUACUCCAUUUCUUGCCCAGGUGCUCUUGGACGCCUCUCUGUCGGCAGCUGUGUGGGUUUAUGCCUGCAUAUGUUUCGUGUGCGCUGCGGUGGCCGCCUUGUUGCCCAUAGAAACCAAGGGAAGGGCAUUGCCGCAAAUAGUAACAUGAGACAGUUUCAAGAACACGGACUGACGUCAUCGCCCGAUAAACCGGACAUUGUACAGCACAACAAGACCAUAUCGCAGUGUGAAUACAGUUUGUGUUAUGUUUCAUGACGAGACACUUGUUUUUGUUGUUGUAUUCUAUAAAUUCAAUUAAGGUCUUAGAAAGUUCAUAACGGUGACAAUGUCAAAUUUCUACACUGCGUCACAAUCACCUCUAGCUACCAUGGCGUCAGCAAUAGCAACGCUUGACCCGAUCUCGUUUCCAAGGGCGGCUUAAAAAAUCACGUGGCAAAAUACAUGAUAUUGUAAAAGUGUGUAUACUACAAAUCUGUUUACUUAUAUGCUUCUAUAGCGUAUGC